AUGACGCCACCGCCUAUUUCCUCAGUUUACAGCCAAGUACCUUACAGCUACUCUACAGAAACGUCGUUGCAUGGCUGGGCUAACAUUACAUGGUUAUGGUGGUGGAUUCCAGCGGCAGUGGCACUAGUGCCCCUUGUAUUCUUUCUGCGGUAUUUCAGUAACCGUCCUGAUGGAAUUCGUGAUAUUGAAAGCGGAUUAGUACAGAAUGAAGUUAAUCAGCCGGCGCUGGAAGUGGCAGCUGCACCUACCAAGCCAGGGCUAACAGGUCAGGCCUUAGAAGAAGCAUUCCCGACCUUUGCUCAUGGGAAAAUCGUGGAUAGAUGUGAGUGUGGAGUUUGUUUAGAGGAAUUCAAAGAAGGAGACAAGUGCAGGAUGCUUCUUCAUUCUUGCAGCCAUAUGUUCCAUGACGCUUGCAUUGAUCCAUGGCUUUCUAAGGACAAUACCUGCCCAAUUUGUCGUGUCGUUUUGUUCUAG
Hevea brasiliensis (rubber tree) is the source of this 474-nucleotide messenger RNA. RefSeq names its product RING-H2 finger protein ATL39. The transcript has a single exon. Bases 1 to 474 code for a protein of 157 amino acids. The record is from RefSeq and is a predicted model, not a curated record. Lineage: Eukaryota; Viridiplantae; Streptophyta; Magnoliopsida; Malpighiales; Euphorbiaceae.